GAAGGGGCUCCUGCUCCUGCCGCCGCCGCCGCCAGGGCUCGGCGAACCGGAAGCUCCGAGGGAGGCCCUCCCGACAAGGCCGGUGGCGGCAAGAGCUACCGGGGUCGGGAUGGAGGAGGAGGAGGAGGCGGUGGCGGCCUCCGCUGCUGCUGCUGCUGCCGCCUCCGGAGGACGGGGAGCGGGAGGCGAGCCCGGGGGCUGCUGCGGGUGCAAAGGGGUCCGCGGCUGCCUGCUCUGCGAGGCCGCUCCGCCCCCGCAGGUACCACGCGCGGCAUCGGAGGAGGAGGAGUGAUGGUGGGGGAAGUGGGUGGGCAUUCAGGGGCGAGGGGGAAGGUUUGGAGGAAGCGGGGAGGUGUGUGUGGAAAGAGGAGGGGGAAGGAGCCCCUGCCUGCUGCCUUCGGCCGAGGGACGCGCGCCUCUUGAGGGGGUGCAGAGUGCAGGCGCCCACCGCGCGGGCAGUGAGAAAUUGCCGCAAUAGUAGUGGGUGGGAGGAAAGGGGCCGCAAGAGCCACUUCGCUGCGAGGAAAGGUUUGGGGCUCUUUUAGUUUGGGGGGGGGGGAAAUGCGCGGGAAAAGUGACACGAUCGUGGCAAUCAUGGAGAAAGUGGGUAGAGGAAAGUGUUUUCCUACCUCUCCCGCCUAACACUCGAACUCGCGGACAUCCCGCGAAGCUGAAUGUUGGGAGAUUGAAGACGAAAAAGCCCUUCUUCACGCAGCACAUCGUUAAAACUGUGAAACUCGCUUCCGGUUCAUUGAUGUCAAUGAAAUGAAAUACUAACGAGGAUUCUUUCGAAGCGUUGAUUCUAUCAUGCAAAAUAGACCGCUCGGCUUUGGAACACAUUUUUAAAAGGAAAACCCGACAAGGUUUUCAGAUACAUUACAAUUGAAUAACUUGUUAAAGAAAUUCCCCAAGUAACUGAUGUGGUAGUUUGAAAGUCUUGUUUAUUCCAAGAAGACCCAUUUAUCCUAAAUAGCACCUAAUAGGGCAGACAUGAGAAACGUGCUAAGAGGAAGGCACGCUUGGCAAAUCCACACCGUGAUCAGCUCCCACCCAGAAACCAAUGUCCCCACUGUGGAAGGACGUGUGGGUCCAGAAUUGGCCUCCACAGUCACUUACAGACUCAUUGUUAAAACCGUGUUUAUGGAAGACAAUCUUACUUGGCUACUAGUGAUCGCCAAAGAAGAAGACGACAAUUUUUAAAAUGUGUUCCCAUUGAGAUCCCAAGAUUAAAAUUUGGGUAGCUCUUAGAAAUAGUAAAUAAUCAACACAAUUUUUUGGAAGUUUUCAAUUGUAACUUUUUUGCAGUGUUAAAUUUUAAAGUAAGUCCAUCAUGUGACAUAUCAUAUUAGAGCCCAUGAAGUUCUGAAGAGAUUGGUGUUUUUGUUUUGACAUAUCUCAAUUCUUGGCUGAGCUUUUAAGGUUUUUGUGUAGUCUGACAAGGCCAAAAUUGUCAAUUUUUUGAAAUUUCAAACCCUCAUAACUCAAAUGGGAUGAGACAUUAAAAUUUUAGAUUUAAACUUAGUUUUGAUCACAUUCACACCUCAAGAUGCUAAGCUACCACUUAAAAUAACAAUAAUGUUCACAACCCAUUGAGUUUUCUGUCACUUCACACUCGGCCCCAGGAGAAAGUGCACAGUGCCUUCCCCUCAUCAGUGAUCAGUAGUGUCAUAGGCUGUACUGUUUGCAUUCUUUAACCUUUAUUGUUUGCCUUUCUUUUACAAUGGAAAAGACAAGGAGGGCUUCCAUCAGAAGUUAUAAAACAACCAACCUAUAAACAUCAAAGACAGACAUGAACCAUCACCAAGGGUGGUGCAUUCAAUCAUGUCAGAACACAAAAGCCGAAGCUACUGUCCAAUACAACUGUUAGCCCUAAGGCACAAGUGAGGAACUUGUGAUUAGAUUCCAACUUCUGUCAAGGGCCCCUUCUGAAAUAACGUUUUCCACAUGCUCAAGUGGCAUACAGGGGCAGAUCUACUAUGAAACUAAUGAAGCUUAAGCUUCAGGGGCCCCAAUUCUGGAGGAGCCCCAGAAGUGACUUUAGUCCAUGUUGCUUAAAAUUUUGGGGUCUAGUAGAUGCGGGUGGCGCUGUGGGUUAAACCACAGAGCCUAGGGCUUGCUGAUCAGAAGGUCGGCGGUUCGAAUCCCUGCGACGGGGUGAGCUCCCGUUGCUCGGUCCCUGCUCCUGCCAGUUAGAAAGCACACAGUGCAAGUAGAUAAAUAGGUUCUGCUCCGGCGGGAAGGUAAACAGCGUUUCCGUGCGCUGCUCUGGUUCGCCAGAGGCAGCUUUGUCAUGCUGGCCACAUGACCCGGAAGCUGUACGCCGGCUCCCUCGGCCAGUAAAGCAAGAUGAGCGCCGCAACCCCAGAGUCGUCCGCAACUGGACCUAAUGGUCAGGGGUCCCUUUACCCUUUAGACUAGUUUGAGUCACAUUACUCAAAUUGAUUGAUUUUUUUGUUGUAUAUACUUCAACAAUCACAAAGUUUUGAGAGUCAGUAGCACAAAUGUUAUAAAGGUAUUGUGAUCUUUUUGUGGAACUACCCAGACCUUGCCACUGGUUGCAAAGGGGCCCACAUGACAGUCCAAGCUUCAGCCCCCCCCCCCAAAUGUAGGUCUGCCACUGGUGGCAUAACACCUUUGGGCUGUAAUCCUAUAUGCACUUUUCUGGGUUGUAAGCCCUAUUUGUCACAGGAGAACUGCCAAGUAAAGUGCAUAUUAUGAACUGUGUUUGCAGCAGAGGUUUGGGGACCAGCACUUACUUGAUCAAAAAUAUUUAGAAGGGCUGUCACAACUAAAGGAAAUUUAGGCUGCAACUCUGUACAUGCUUCCUUGGGAGAAAGUACCAUUGAAUUCAGUGGGAUAGCAUUGUCAAGCCUAUUUCUUUAAGAAUUAUUACUUCUCAAUUGAAGGGACAUAUUUUGCUUUCUAUUAAACCUCUUUCACCAUCUACUUGAUAACAAAAUAACUUUACAAACCAAGCAUGGUGCAUAUGAAAAUUAUUUGUCAUACCACUCCUUUGUAUAAUCCCUUUUAUCUAUAUUAUAAUUAUGUUCACCUGUGUUAUAAGGAUGCCAAAUGCAGAAAGUUUUGAAACCAAUUAUUUCAGAUUAUUAUUUUAACUAUAAGUGGUCAGAAAUGACUAAUAACAGAAUCUGAAGUAAAACAAUCCUUACUCACUUUGCCUUUCAAAAACCUUUCAAAAAAGAAUUAUUAUUUUUUUGCUUUUGCCUUGCCACUUUUUAACUUCCUUAUUGUGCCAACAGAUGGAUAAUAAGUAUCAUAUGCUAUCUCAGGUGUUAAGAAGCUCCUUCAUCAGAAAAAGCAUCAAAGUAACACUGUGUGAUUCAGUAGAGAAUUUUAGUAUCUCAGAGGCUUCCCUUAAAUCAUGCUUAAGCCUCAAGGAAGGUAAUGAAAUCAUAACAAUUGUUUUUGUGGAGCAACUUUUAAUUCUACAAAAGCACAUUGUCAUUGUCACGGAACAACAAAAAAUACAGAUUUGAUCAUGCAAGUGGAACUACCUGUUCCUGUACUUGAGUAUCCAUACUGAAAAUGCAAAAGUCUAAUUUGCUGUCUCUUCUUUUCUCAGAUAAGUGCAAAUUUUGUGUACUGUCCACUGACUGGCUUUGCUGUGGGAGAAAAGCAAUCAGAAUUUGCAGGAUGGGCCUUUCCGUUUCCAGGAGUCUUUUUGCUGGAAGGGUUUAUAAGUGCAGAUGAAGAAUGCAAGAUAGUUGAGCUGAUGGACUGCAGUGCUUGGAAGCCAUCACAGUCUGGCCGAAGAAAACAGGUCUUGUUCUCCAAUUGAAAUUCCUUCAACCCCAACUCGUCUGGUUUUUUUUAAUGUGCAUGGCUUUCCCCUCUUCCUCCUCAUCUCCCUCUUUCUGCUUCAAAUGGUGGAGUGGUUAGUGUGUUGGACCAGCACUGGGGCAACGUGAGUUCCAAUAGCCACAUAUACAGCUUUUCCAAUAUGACACCUGCAUACACAGCCUAAUUUAUUUCUUUUAAAGUAUUUUUGUAUGUAUGUUAUUGCCAUCCAGAAGUAGGGCUGUGCAUUGAAUCACCAUAUUGUUGAAAUAACAUCAUGAUAAGUCUUUCAACAAAGCAAUAUACCUUGCAGAUGAUUUGCAGGUACAGUGUCUACUGCUCUGUUUGUUCUCUCCCUUCUCCUAAGGACAAGAAAUGAAGAUAAGUCCUUACAAACCAGCAAACUCUUUCAGCUUCACCAGUAUCUUUUCAUUUAGAGCUCAGCUAAUUAUACAGAGUCUACUAAUAAUCCAGGAGAAACCCUCCACAGCUAGACAAUCAAAGAGGCAAAGUAAACAAAGAACUGGAAAGCACUUAUUUCUUCCCUCACCACUGAAAAAAAGAGGGGGAAGAGUUUUCAUUUUCAUUUUCUGGUGGUGUUUAUGUCAUUGGUUCCCCCUAAAUAGCUUUCCUCCAUAUUAAAAAGGGUGUUUUUUAAAAAAUAAAAAUUAAAGGAGACUAACUUUUUGCUUGCUGGCCCUCCCUCCCUCCCUUUGAUAAAAAAGGAAAGAUUGGUAUUAUGAGGGCUUGGGGGGGCUUCUGUGGCGGGGAUGGAGGGGAGAAGAUUUAGCUGGCUGCCUUAUACUGAAUGGGAGAUUGGGUACUGUGAGAAUGAUGGUGAGGGUGUUUUUCAAAAGCAAGUGUGUGUCUACUCACAAGCAAGCCCUACUGAAUUUAAUGGGGCUUACUCCAAGGAAAGUAGAAGCAAGUUUAGUUCAUAAAUAAGUUGAAAAUAUAUUAAAUAGAAUAUAUGGAAGUUUAUUUAAUAUUUUUAUUAAAUCUACUACUUCCUUACUUUUUAAGGCCCUCCACCACUGCAGGGAGCCUUGUCAAGGCCCUUGACUACUGCAGGGAAGUGUGGCGCACCCUCCGCUGCUAUGGGGAGGUAUGGCAGGAGCCUCUGCCCCCGUGGGGAGGCCCAGCAAGGCCCUCCGCCACUGCAGAUAUAUAUUGUGAUAUAUCAAGAUAUUGUGAUAUUUAACUGGGGAUAUAUAUUGUGAUGUUGAAUACCAGAUAUUACCCAGGCCUGUCCAGAAGUACUCUGGGCAGCUUACAGCUUACAUAAAGUGAUGAAAUAUAGUAUGAUUAAGUGACAAUAUGAUAAAAACAGCAUGCAGUCUUAAAAUUUCCAGGAAUGAGAGAACAAAACCUACUAAUUAAAAUCACAGAAGCAGUGGUUUUGGUUUAAAACAGUAAAAUCACUGUUGUUUUAAGGGGGUGGGGUCUUCACCUGAUGCUUGAAUGACCAUAAGAAAGGUGCCAGGCCAUCCAUUUCCAGGAAUGGCAUUCCACACCCAGAGUGUCACUGUUGAAAACACUGCCUCCCUGAUAGUUACCUGCCACAUGCCACGAGCCACAUGCCACAAGAGCCCCAGAGCACAGUUUCUGAAGAGGAUCUUAAGGCUCCGAUGGGGAUUAGAUGGGAAAAUAUGAUGUUCAAAGCUAUUGCUUUAGUUAUAUGCAGGUUUAAUAAAAACCAACUUUACAGACAGAAAUAUCCACCAUCACGCCACGACCUAUUUGCGCAAGUGAAAGUAUGUUGCACAAGUGGGCUGGAUGUCAUUCUUAAGAUUUCUUCUAUCAAGGGACAGCUGUACUUAAUAAACUGCAUUGUAAGUGCUUGUAAGGUGGGUCAGCAUUAUUAUUCUCAUACUGCCAUUUGCGGACUAAGGAGCAGCUUGUCUGAGGCUUCCUAGAGGCUUCAUGGCCAAGGCAAGAUUUGAACCAGGAAAAAGCGAAGCAGUGCAUUGUACCAGCUCAAGUAACCUUUUCUCCUCCUCCUCCUCCUCCUCCCUAUAGGACUAUGGCCCCAAAGUGAAUUUCAAGAAGCGCAAGUUGAAAGCAGGCGGUUUUGCUGGCUUGCCCAGCUUCAGCCAGGAGAUUGUGACUCGAAUGAGAAGCCAUUCUGUGCUCAAAGACUUCUCUCCAGUUGAGCAGUGCAACUUGGAUUAUGGCCCCGAGAGAGGGGCUGCUAUUGACCCCCACUGGGAUGAUUGGUGGCUUUGGGGAGAACGCCUGGUUAGCUUAAACUUGCUUUCAGCAACUGUGCUCUCCAUGUCUUGCGACUCAGAGGAUUAUAUCCAGUUAUUUCCAGCCUUCCUUCAAGACAGCAAGCAGGUACACAGCUCUUUGACCCAUGCUGUUUCUCAGGAGCAUUGGCCUAAAGAAUCUACUUCUUUAGGAGGACUCAGAAGCACCACAAAGUGGGGAACUGACCCUUCUUCCCCCACAAGGUCAGUUUUGUCUAAAGAGGUUGUCGUCGCCAUUCACUUACCUCAGAGAUCACUAGUGGUUCUGUAUGGACCGGCUCGCUAUAGAUGGAAACAUGCCAUUUAUCGCCAUCAUAUUAAAAGCCGCCGUAUCUGCAUCACCUUCAGAGAAUUGUCUGCGGAGUUCAGUCUUGGAGGAGAACAGGAAGAAUUGGGUCAAAAGCUCCUAAAAACAGCUCUGACAUACCAGGGAAUACCUGUUUAGGCAUCCAUGUAGAGGAACUGAAACUCUUUAACUUGUUUGGAUCCCCAGAAAUUAAACUUCAAGGCCUUUCAUAAA
Messenger RNA from Podarcis lilfordi (Lilford's wall lizard), 6567 nucleotides. The record is from the annotation of a GenBank genome assembly. NCBI's taxonomy places the organism in Eukaryota, Metazoa, Chordata, Lepidosauria, Squamata, Lacertidae.